GAUAAUUUUCAUCCGGUGUCAUUAGUUUACUUAUACGUGAUAUAAGUGCGCUCACUUGGUGGUAUCGCAAUGAGCCGUCGGCUGGCCAAGUUGCACAAACCGUGCGACAAACUGGAUAAGUACGAUAAUGAGCCGUACAUGCAGAAUCCAUUGUUGAAUUUGUUCCUUUCCGAAAUCAAGGAGCGACGCCAUUACACUUUCAUCCAGAGAAAAGCGGCAGUGGAAAAAGUCAAACUAUGUCGCCGAAAGACUGAAGACUUGGACGACAUUAUACCCAAACCAGAAUCGUACUACGCAGACCAACUGCGUGAGCAUGCCAAGCGUGCUCCGGUUCCGAAAAUGCUUUCAAAAACCGAAGCAAAGAUUCUAUCGUACGUUCCGAAGCGCUUGCGACAGCAAUAUCCUACCGUCUUGGAUGCUUACAUGGUGGACGUUCAUGAGGACUUUGAUAAAGUUAUGAAAGCUUUCAGCUGUCAGAAAAUAUUCAAACCCGGUCCUGAUGACUAUGUUCCGCCUAGGGAAAAAUUUGAAUUCAAACGUCUCGGGCGAACGGCAAACUAUAAACACUUUCUCAAGCACAGGGCAAUCCUCCAGAAAAAUCUACUGAUUCCGUAUCCGUUCAUUCGCUGUAUCAUUCACUACUCCUAUACCGACUUCCCGCCGGUUCUGAACGAUUACACCAAGUAUAGGAUGUCAGCGGAGAUAACCCUGAAUGAGCUUCGCGAUUUGGCCAAGAAGGAAUUACAAACCAACAAUACUCUCAUCGCUCAAGAAUGGUAUCCGAAGAUCUCGCGAAUCCUGAAGAAACAUUUCGAUCGUCGUACGCUGCCAAAAUCCAUGUGGCCGAAGGUGAUCAGUUGCGCAUCCAGUUUGAUCAACCGCCAGCUGACUGAGUUGAAAUUGCGCACCAUCGAGCAUCUUGAGAAGACCGUUCUCAAUGUUCACAAAAUUCCACAAAUGAAAAUCCUUGCCAUUUGUGACGAUGGAAUUGAUCUGUUCCCGAGUUUAAACGACAUUUACAGCGUGUAUCAGAAUGCGAUUGAGGACAUUGCUGCCGUUGGAUCACGCAUGGAACCACUCGAGAACGUGAUCGAUGCUCAGGCAUUUGUGACUAAGGCAAAUUUUAUGAAAAUUGGAAUCGGUGACAUAUCCCUGCAGGAGAAGCAUGACGAACUGCAGCUUGCUCUGGAAAAGGCGUUCGAACCGCUGGCCAGUUACCUGCAGGACUUCCAAGAGCAAUUUGCAGGGUUGAUCAGCAAGGAGACUCGCGAUGAACUGGAUGAGUUUCUUAGUGAGUCCCGCUCGUUUGAUGAAUAUCUGCAGAAGAUUGAGGAUUUUCAAGCGUACAACGAGAUGAUAAAGAAUCUGGUGAUGAAAGAGUACUUCUAUGUGGCCAUCGUGAAUCAAUCGGAUGCUAUCGGUAGUUUGCGAAAAAUUGUCCGGGAGUACAUUGAGCGGAUCGCGGGAAGUGUUGCGGUGGAACAUAGGAAGGAGAGUCGACGGAUUUGCCAAGAGUUUGAAGAGAUUAAGGACCGUGCGUUGGAGAUUCCCACGUCGACUGAGCAGCUGAUGGCAAACGGUGAAUAUAUGACACAUGUUAAGACGGUAGUGAUUGAAGAGUUGAGGGAAAGAAUUCAAGCAUCGAUGAGGGUGGGUGCUCAGUUGGUAGAAUCAAUUGAGUUACCUCCAGACCACAUGGAUAUACAGGUGGAAAGUAUCAAUUGGUAUUUUCGCAUACAAGCCAUUUUCGACGUUAACUCUUCCAACUUUGAGACAUACAAGUUCCAGUUCGAGGAAAAACUUCAGGAAGUUACGAAACAGCUGGUUGAGAAAAUGGAGGAGAUGCUUCCAAACAUUGCGAUAAUUAACGAUAUGACGGAAGCGGAAAAAUUCCGGGACUAUGUGAUGCUCCUGCAGGGUUACAUUGAUGAGAUUUUUGUGUUCGAGGACUAUGUCAAGUGGAUCAACAAGGAAGAGGUGCUGUUCAAGUUUCCCAAAUCUCAGUAUCCGGUGUUGGAAGCGAUCAAGACAUUUAUUGUUCCAUUUUACAAAUUAAUCAGGUUAUGCAUGCGCUGGCAACGAUACUACAACGUAUGGAUGGAUGGCCCUUUCGAAUAUCUUGAACCACACUUUGUCGAGUCCAAAACUGAAGAAUUUUUGAAGGAAUUCCAAAAAACACAAAAGUACUACCGCAACCGUAUCAAGGCGGACAUGUUGGAGAACACUCUGUGCAAGUUUAGGGGUCAAACAGAAGAUCCUGAUCCGGAGAAACAUCCAUGUCCGCUGAAACUGUGCGCCCGCAUGACACAAUCGAUCAAAGACUUUCACCUGGGCGUCUACAUCGUCAACAUCAUGUGCAAUCCGGCUUUGAAAGAUCGCCACUGGGAUGAGAUGUCGGAACUCGCUGGAUUCGAUUUGACCCCGGAUGCCGGAACUACUCUACGCAAGAUCAUCAUGUAUGAUAUGGAGAAAGAUUUGGACAAGUUUGAAAUAGUUAGCAUUGGCGCGAUCAAAGAACUACAGUUGCAAAAAAACUUGGCGGCCAUGAUAAAAGAGUGGGAAUCAAUCGAGUUCAAAUUGAAUUCAUUCAAGGACACUAAUAUAAACAUUCUCUCCGGAUUGGAUGAAAUUCAAUCGGUAUUGGAUGAUCAUAUCAUCAAGACCCUGGCGAUGCGUGGUUCUGCUUUCGUGAAACCAUGUGAAAAGGAGGUUAGAGAUUGGUAUGGAACGUUAACCAGGGUGAACCAAACAAUCGAACAAUGGGGUAAAGUACAAAGCACGUGGUUGUAUUUACUGCCGAUUUUUUCCUCGGCGGACAUUGUGGCACAGAUGCCGAAUGAGGGACGAAUGUUCCAGCAGGUAGAUAAAACGUAUCGAAUUUACAUGAAGAUUGUCGAAGGGAAUCGAUCCGUGAUUAACAUAGCGGCUGCUAAAGGCGUUCUGGAAGCUUUGGAGCAAUCAAACGAACUGAUGGAGGAAAUCACGAAUGGGGUCAACGAGUACUUGGAAAAGAAGCGACUGUAUUUUCCGAGAUUUUUCUUCCUAUCGAAUGACGAAAUGUUGGAGAUUUUAUCCGAGACGAAGGACCCGCUAAGGGUUCAACCCCAUCUAAGCAAAUGUUUUGAAGGCAUAAAUCGUCUUGAGUUUGACCAAGCAUUGGACAUACGAUCUAUGUUUAGUAUUGAGAAAGAACAGGUGCAAUUUGUUGAGAAGGUAUCAACUUCUGAGGCUCGUGGUAGCGUGGAAAAAUGGUUGGUUCGUGUAGAAUUUGAAAUGCUGAAUGCUGUACUGAAUCAGAUAAACGAAAGCCAUCGUUCGUAUAAAGAGAAGCAACGUAGUUCAUGGGUACUCGAUUGGCCGGGGAUGGUUGUUCUGUGCGUGUCGCAAAUUUACUGGGCAGCGAAUAUUACCGUUUGCCUAGGACAGAAACCAGACGUUAUCGAGAAAUUAUUUCAGCAGCUACAAAUUGAACUGAUGGAUGUUGUGAAGUUGAUUCGAUCGAAAGAGAUAACCAAUCUGGACCGAAUCACGAUCAAAGCAUUGAUUGUUAUUGAUGUACAUGCGAAGGAUGUCGUUGAUGAUAUGAUCAAACAGCAGGUUCAUUCGGAGAAUGACUUCCAAUGGUUAGCCCAACUGCGCUAUUAUUGGAGCGAGAAAGAGGUCACCGUGAAGAUCAUCAACGCAUCGGUGCGGUUCGCUUGUGAAUAUCUUGGAAACUCAGAUCGACUGGUCAUAACUCCACUGACAGAUCGCUGCUAUCGAACGUUGAUGGGCGCGUAUCAACUGCACUUGAAUGGAGCUCCCGAAGGCCCAGCCGGCACGGGAAAGACAGAAACUACCAAAGAUCUUGCCAAAGCGCUAGCUGUUCAAUGCAAAGUGUUCAACUGUUCAGAUGGAUUGGAUUACAAAGCAAUGGGGAAGUUUUUCAAGGGAUUAGCUGCCUCCGGAGCGUGGGCAUGCUUCGACGAGUUCAAUCGGAUUGAGCUAGAAGUCUUGUCAGUAGUAGCACAGCAAAUCUUAUGUAUCGUAGUGGCUGUCCGAGCCGGCUUGCAAAAAUUCAACUUUGAGGGAACCGAGCUGAAUCUGAAUCCAGCCUGCUACGUAUGCAUAACAAUGAAUCCAGGAUAUGCAGGUCGCUCAGAGCUACCGGACAACCUGAAGGUACUCUUUCGGACUGUUGCAAUGAUGGUUCCAGACUAUGCAAUGAUUGGAGAAAUUUCUUUGUACUCCUUCGGAUUUACUAAUGCUCGAACCCUAUCGGUGAAGAUUGUUACUACCUAUCGACUCUGUUCGGAGCAACUUUCUUCGCAAAAUCAUUACGAUUACGGUAUGCGGGCUGUUAAAACAGUUUUGCAAGCUUGUGGUAAUUUGAAAAAGUCCUUUCCUGAUGAAGACGAGGAAAUUUUACUGCUUAGGUCACUGCUAGAUGUAAACUUGCCAAAGUUUUUGCGAAAGGACGUCCCAUUGUUCGAAGGAAUUAUUUCCGAUCUGUUCCCUGGGGUAAAAAUUCCGGACGCGGACUAUACAAUGCUCACUAAUGCUUUCAACGAUGUGUGCAAAGAUUUGAAUCUGCAACCUAAGGAUACGUUCCUAACGAAGGUCAUACAAACGUACGAAAUGAUAAUUGUACGUCACGGGUUUAUGAUGGUUGGUCAUCCGUUCUCUGGAAAAUCCAUGACGUUGAAGGUACUUGCCGAGUGUCUAACCAAGCUGAGAGGUAAAAGUGACAAUCCGUACUUUCAACGUGUGCUCUACGACGUGGUUAAUCCUAAGGCUAUUACCAUGGGUCAGUUAUAUGGAGCUUUUGAUCCAAUAUCGUACGAGUGGACUGACGGAAUUGCAUCUACCAUUUUCCGAAAGUUUGCUAUCGAUACCAAACCAGAUCGCAAAUGGCUGAUCUUCGAUGGACCGGUAGAUGCUGUUUGGAUCGAGAACAUGAAUACCGUGCUGGAUGAUAACAAGAAGCUCUGUCUGACAUCCGGAGAAGUGAUCACUAUGUCCGGAGAAAUGUCGAUGAUAUUUGAGGUGAUGGACCUUGAACAGGCUUCGCCAGCAACAGUUUCCAGAUGUGGAAUGAUAUUCAUGGAACCGUCAGUAAUUGGAUGGGAGGCUUUUGCCCAGUCCUGGAUUGACAAGUGUAGCAAACAGUGGACGACAGACUGGGAGGAUUUUCUGAUGGAUAUCUUCCGUUGGGUGAUUCCGGAUUGUCUGAGGUUUAUCAGACGACAGUGCAAACAGUUUCUCUAUCCGGGCGAUAUCAACUUGCUCAUGUGCACGUUGAAUCUAUUUCAAAUGGUGAUCGAUGAGGCGAUCAACGAAAGCCCCGAUGAGUAUGCCAAGUUUCUCUUCACGUGGUUCCAAGCGGCGUUGAUGUAUUCUGUUAUUUGGGGCUUGGGAGGUCUGUUGGAUAUGGAAUCGAAAAUCAAAUUUGAUGAGUUCUAUCGAGAGAUCUGGAAGGGAACCGACGAGAAUCAUCCAGUGCCAGACACACUGGGAAAGAUAGAUGUGUCAAUGCCUGGCGAGGGAAUGAUCAUAGACUACGUGUAUUAUUUCAAACAGAAAGGCAACUGGCGCUACUACCCGGACAUAGUUAGACAGAUGAAAAAUGAAGUUGGUAUAACACUUUUGGUCCCAACACUGGAUUCAGUUCGAUACAUGCAUAUUAUCGAUAUGCACAUUAAGAACAAGAAACCUCUUCUUCUGGUAGGACCAACGGGCACCGGAAAGACUUACUACUUCCAAAACUACCUGCUCAGUAAAAUGGAUCAAGAGUCGUUCCUUCCCACUUUGAUCACAUUCACUUCUCAGAUAACGGCUAACCAAACCCAAGAGCUAAUCAUCUCCAAACUCUUGAAAAAGAAACGCGGGUUAUACGGACCACCGGACAAGAAAACCUGUGUUCUGUUCAUAGACGACAUGAACAUGCCGGCAAAGGAGAUCUACGGGGCGCAACCGCCGAUCGAAUUGAUCCGACAAUAUUUCGACUACGCCCACUGGUACGAUCUGAAAGAUGCAACGAAACUCUUUUUACUGGACAUUCUUGUGAUGACGGCUUGUGGACUUCCGGGAGGAAGUCGUCAGAAUGUUUACGAAAGAUUUCUGUGCCAUUUUGACGUAUUUGCCAUCAGCAAUUUCAACGACGAGACCAUGUUUAAAAUUUUCACAAACGUUCUUCUGGAUGGGUACAGAAAGGGAGGCCACGCAACCGACGUCACAACGAUGGUGAACAUGAUGGUGAACGCUACUCUGGAUACGUAUCAGUUUGCGUGUGCCAAGCUGUUGCCGACACCGGCCAAGUCGCAUUACAUUUUCAAUUUAAGAGAUGUAUCACGUGUGAUAAGUGGAUGCUCUAUGUUGAAACGCGAAUCCGUCGAGAGUAAGAAAAUAUUCCCGAGAUUGUGGAUGCACGAAGCUAUGCGGGUAUUUUACGAUCGUUUGGUGGAUGAUGCGGAUCGGUUGUUCGUUAUCGACAAGUUAAAUCAAAACUUGAAAACAUUUUUCAAAGAAAACCCUGCGCAAUUACUGCCAGAUUUUUUUAAUGAACAAACCGGAGCGAUAGUGUUGGGUAAUUUGAAUAACCUUUUGUUCGGAAGUUACCUUGAUGUUGAUGCAGAGAUGGAAGAUCGCAAGUACGAGGAGACGCCGAACAUGGAACAGUUUAAAGAUUUGGCUAAGCGAGAUCUAGCGGAGUACAACAGCACGCAUAAAUCGAAAAUGGACAUCGUUCUCUUUCAGUACGCAUUACAACAUCUGAAUAAAAUCUGUCGUAUUAUGUCAAUGCCUGGUGGAAGCUGUAUGUUGGUCGGAAUGGGUGGUUCCGGGCGACAGUCUCUUACGAAGUUGGCAGCUCAAAUUUGCGGUCAGUCGUUGUUCCAACCGGAGAUUACUAAAUACUACGGAAUCAACGAAUGGCGUGAAGACUUGAAAAAAGUACUGAAAGAAGCAGGUGGAAUGGGACGUGAUACCGUGUUUCUACUCACUGAAGCCCAGUUGAAAGAGGAAGCAUUUCUUCAGGAUAUCGAUUGCCUUCUGAACCUUGGCGAAGUGCCCAACAUUUACCCCAUAGAUGAGAAACAAGAAAUUCUUGAAAUGGUACGAUUGGCGGCCCAAGGAGGAAACCGAAACUUAGACGUCAGUCCACUGGAAGUAUUCCAGUUCUUCAUCAAUCGAUGUAAGCAAAAACUGCACAUUGUAAUCUGCUUCAGUCCCAUUGGAUCUUCUUUGCGAAACAGAAUUCGUAUCUAUCCUUCGCUGGUUAACUGUUGCACAAUCGAUUGGUUCGAUGCGUGGCCGGAAGACGCUCUGGAAAAGGUAGCCGAGAUGUACAUGAAAGAGCUUAAUGUUGCUGCUGAGGUCAAAGAAUCCAUAGUAGUAACUUGUAAGCACUUCCAUGUUGUUGCUCGGGAAGCUUCGGCAGAAUUCACGAAUAGUACAGGCCGUGUUACUUAUGUUACAUCCGCGUCCUACCUAGAGCUAAUAAAGUGUUUCCGAAAUCUGACCAAAAAACAUCAAACGGAAAUUAUGGAUAAUAAGAUGCGUUACUUGGGGGGACUUGAGAAAUUGGAUGCCGCAGCAGAUGCCGUUUCUGUAAUGCAGAAGGAAUUAAAUGCCCUACAGCCAACGCUUAUCAUAAUGGCCGAACAGUCGCGGAAGAUGACAGAAGAAAUUGAAAAGGAAUCGAUAGAAGCCGCAGCCGCUACGGAACAGGUUAAGAAAGAUGAAGUGGUGGCCAAUGUUCAGGCUGCCGAAGCGCAAGUGUUGAAAGCAGACUGCGAAAAGGAUUUGGCAGGUGCGAUUCCCAUUUUGGAAGAAGCAAUUCAGGCUUUGAACACUCUGAAACCAAAUGACAUAUCUUUGGUGAAGUCGAUGAAGAAUCCACCGGAAGUGAUCAAGUUAGUCAUGGCGGCGGUAUGCGUGAUGAAAGGUAUUGCCCCAGAUAAGGUGGCGGAUCAGGCAACAGGCAAAAAGAUGCUUGAUUACUGGGGUCCGAGCAAACGAUUAUUGGGGGAUAUGGCUUUCUUGCAAACUUUGAAAGAUUUCGAUAAGGACAACAUAAAUCUCGAAGUUAUGAAGAAAAUUCGGAAGGAGUACAUUCCACACAAAGACUUUCAGCCUCAUAUUGUGUCGAAGGCAUCAAGUGCAGCCGAAGGUCUGUGCAAGUGGAUCAUUGCCAUGGAUUUGUAUGAUGCUGUAGCUAAAAUUGUGGCACCGAAGAAGGAGAAACUUAGGCUUGCAGAGAAGGAGUACUCGGAAACCAUGGAGCUGCUAAACGAAAAGCGGCAACUCGCGAUUAAUCUGGAGCUGAGGGUAGCAGAAUUGAACGAAAACUUGGAUGAAGCAAAUCGUCGCAAACAGGAAGUGGAAGAUGAGGUCCAGCUGUGCAAGGAUAAAUUACAACGAGCCGAAACUCUGAUAGGAGGUCUCGGAGGUGAGAAGAACAGGUGGAUAGCUUCGGCGGAGAGACUUCAACAGUUGUACGAUAGUUUGGCUGGUGAUAUUCUGGUGUCUAGUGGAGUAAUUGCUUACCUAGCUCCAUUGAACACGGACUACCGGAACCGAUGUAUUGUUGAUUGGCAUGGAUUUGUUCGUUCGAUGAAGAUACCUUGCUCGGAAACAUACAGUUUAUUGGAUAUACUAGGAUCGAUGAUCAAGAUUCAAGCCUGGAAUAUUGCGGGACUGCCAACGGAUGCAUUCUCGACAGAAAACGGUAUCAUAAUGGAUUGCUCCAGCAGAUACAGUUUGUUCAUUGAUCCGCAAUUUCAAGCGAACAAAUGGGUCAGAAACAUGGAAAGGAACAAUCAUUUGCAGAUCAUGAAGUUUUCUCAGCCCGAUUAUAUGAAACGGUUGGAGUCUUGCAUAGAGCACGGCUAUCCUGCGUUGAUCGAAAAUAUUUUCGAAGAUUUGGAAGCCCCUUUGGAUCCAUUGUUGAACCGCAACACCUUCGUUCAGGGUGGCGUCGAAUAUCUUAGCUUAGGGGACAAUGUUAUUGCCAUGUCGCCCAAAUUUCGACUUUAUUUGACAACUGGUCUGAGAAAUCCGCACUAUCUACCGGAAGUGUUCAACAAGGUGACGAUUAUCAAUUUUGCACUCACAAUGCAGGGUUUAGAGGAUCAACUGCUUGGAAUUGUGGUGGCAAAGGAACGACCAGAUCUACAGGAACUUCGUCAAAAUUUGAUCGUACAAGGGGCAAAGAAUGUAGCGAUGUUGAAAGAGGCAGAAGACAAAAUUUUGAAGACGUUAUCCGAGAGCAAGGGGGACAUUCUGGAAGACGAGAGUGCUAUCAAAAUUUUGGAUGAUUCGAAGCGGAUUUCCACUGAUAUCGUACGCAAGCAGGAGGAUUCUAAGGAAAUUGAAGUGAAGAUUGAAGCGUUUCGACAGAGCUACCGACCAGUCGCUGCGCACUCAUCGACGUUGUACUACUGCAUUACAGAGCUGCCGAACAUUGAUCCAAUGUACCAAUUUUCUUUGGCGUGGUUCGUACAUUUGUACAUCUAUUCGAUCGAGAAUGCUAACCGAACGAAGGAUCUUCCGCGGAGGUUGAAAUUUUUGAUGGACGCUGCAACACUGAAUCUGUACAAUAAUGUUUGCAGGUCACUAUUUGAAAAGGACAAACUUUUGUUUUCAUUCAUACUAACUACGAAGAUCAUGAUCUCGUGUAACCAAAUUGAUUUGAAGGAAUUUGAAUUUUUACUUAUUGAUGGUGAUAAAAGUGCCAUACAUCAGCAUAACCCAGAUAACAGCUGGAUAACCGAUAAGCUUUGGGGUGAUAUCUGUCGCUUAGAGCAACUGUCAGAGUUUUCUGGAUUUGUCGGUGAUUUUGUAAAAAACAAGAGUGCCUGGAAACGGUAUUACGAUGCUGAAGAUACGCACACCGAGAAACUUCCCAGUCCGUGGCAAGAGAAAACAAACCGAUUCGAAAAAUUAAUCGUACUGCGAACGUUCAGACCGGACAAGGUAGUACUUGCGAUAACGGAUUUCGUAGCAUCCGAAAUGGGACCAGCUUACGUACUACCUCCGCCAUUCGACAUAUCAAGAUCCUACGAGGAUUCCAACUGUUUGACACCUUUGAUCUUUAUUCUCUCCCCUGGUGCUGAUCCAAUGAACGCAUUGUUACUUUUUGCUGAGAAAAUGGGAUUCGAUGAAACGUUCCAAUCGAUAUCGCUUGGACAAGGACAAGGACCUAUUGCUCAGAAAAUAAUUGAGAAAGCACAGGUCGAAGGAACCUGGGUUUGUCUGCAGAACUGUCACCUGGCUGCCUCUUGGAUGCCGACUCUGGAGUUCCUUUGGGAAAACAUGGAUCUGUACAAUACAGUAUCUUCCUGUCGCUUGUGGUUGACGAGUUACCCAUCAGAGCAGUUUCCUACAAGUAUCCUGCAGAAUGGAAUUAAAAUGACCAAUGAACCACCGACUGGAUUGCAACAGAAUCUGCUUCGUUCGUAUAAUUCCGAGCCAAUGAACGACGACGUAUUCUACACGGGUUGUGCGGGAAAGGAUCGAGCUUUUUCCAAACUACUCUACGGUAUCUGUUUCUUCCAUGCGGUUGUCCAGGAGCGACGAAAGUUUGGUCCACUCGGAUGGAAUAUUCAGUACGGUUUCAAUGAGUCCGAUUUCCAAAUCUCUGUACUUCAGCUUCAGAUCUUCCUGAACCAGUAUGACGAUAUUCCGUAUAAUGCGAUUUCGUACCUAACCGGCGAGUGCAACUAUGGCGGUCGCGUAACGGACGCAUGGGAUCGACGAGCGAUCGUCACUAUCCUGGCGGACUACGUUAAUGAUAGGGUCGUGGGCGAUCCAAAUUAUCGCUUUUCGAACCAAGGCGACUGCUACGGAGUACCGCUAAGGAAUGAACAUCGCGAGUAUGUGGCACACAUAGGAAAUAAUGUUCCAAAUUUCCCCAGUCCAGCCGUUUACGGGCUUCAUCCGAAUGCUGGUAUUACGAGAGAUUUGAAUGCAGCGAAGGUAUUGCUGGAUUCUAUGCUGUUAACGCAAGGUGGAUCGUCAGAGAAAAGUGACGUUGACAAGGAAAAAAGCAUUCUGGUGACCAUCGAGAACAUCCAGAGUCGUCUUCCUCCUGAUUAUGAUAUCGAACUGGCGAAAAGCAAGUAUCCGGUCGACUAUAAUGAGUCUAUGAAUACUGUGCUCGUCCAGGAAAUGGAAAGAUUCAAUAAUCUACUGCAAGAAAUUCGUUCGAGCUGUAUCAACCUGAAGAAAGGAAUCGCUGGAUUGAUUGUGUUGACUCCGGAGUUGGAGGCAGUGUUUAACUCUCUCAAUUAUAAGAAGAUUCCGGACAGUUGGAUGAGAAAGUCCUACCCAAGUUUGAAGCCGAUUGGAGGGUACAUUAGUGAUUUUCUGGAGCGAUUAGCUUUCCUGGAGUCUUGGUAUCGGACGGGAAAACCGAAUGUAUUCUGGAUAUCUGGAUUUUACUUUACCCAGGCGUUCCUUACAGCAGCAAUGCAGAACUACGCCAGGAAGUAUCGUAUCCCGAUAGACAUCUUGACCUUCGAUUUUGAUGUAUUACGCGUCACAUCUGUUAGUUCAACACCGGAAAACGGAGUCUACAUUCACGGACUUUUCUUGGACGGGGCAAAGUGGAACGUUAGAGGCAGUUACCUCGAGGAACAGCUUCCUAAGAUGCUUAUCGAUGUUAUGCCGAUUAUUCAUCUAAUUCCUUGUAAAACUGCAGAGCUCGAAGAAGGAACCCGGUACAAAUCACCAGUUUACAAAACUGCCGAACGGAAGGGUACUCUUUCAACAACCGGCCAUUCAACAAACUACGUGAUACCCAUAUUGCUGGGGACUCGACUGCCCAGUGCCCAUUGGGUCAAGCGAAGUGUUGCGCUGCUCUGUCAGUCAUCCGAGUGAUAUUUUUAACAAAGAUUUUUGAAGACAUUUAUUAUAGAGAUUGAGAGUUGCUAUUGCACGAAAUAGUACUGUAAAC
Topomyia yanbarensis is the source of this 11935-nucleotide messenger RNA. It is a transcript of the gene Dhc62B, whose product is annotated as dynein axonemal heavy chain 12. The coding region runs from base 70 to 11859 and encodes 3929 amino acids. The transcript is spliced from 9 exons. Gene Ontology annotation, molecular function: dynein light intermediate chain binding; minus-end-directed microtubule motor activity; ATP binding. The record is from RefSeq and is a predicted model, not a curated record. NCBI's taxonomy places the organism in Eukaryota, Metazoa, Arthropoda, Insecta, Diptera, Culicidae. Gene Ontology annotation, cellular component: dynein complex. Gene Ontology annotation, biological process: microtubule-based movement.